AUAAAAUGGAUGAAACGGUAAAGGACAACAAAGGAGAAUGUGGUAUCAAGGAGCAAUCAGAUGAGGUGACUGUUUUUUGCCCAACGCUACCAAAAACUGAGGAAAACACGAAGGAGUGUGAUGUGAAGGGAGAAGACGACGCGAUUAUUUGGCGACCAACGCUAACAAAAACUGUGGACAACACUGAGGAGUGUGAGGUGAAGGGAGAGGACGACGUGAUUACUUUGCGACCAACGCUAACAAAAACUGAGGAAAACAUGGAGGAGUGUGAUGUGAAGGGAGAAGACGACGCGAUUAAUAUGCGACCAACGCUAACAAAAACUGAGGAGAACACUGAGGAGUGUGAGGUGAAGGGAGAAGACGACGCGAUUAAUUUGCGAGCAACGCUAACAAAAACUGAGGAAAACACGGAGGAGUGUGAUGUGAAGGGAGAAGACGACGCGAUUAAUAUGCGACCAACGCUAACAAAAACUGAGGAGAACACUGAGGAGUGUGAGGUGAAGGGAGAAGACGACGCGAUUAAUUUGCGAGCAACGCUAACAAAAACUGAGGAAAACACGGAGGAGUGUGAUGUGAAGGGAGAAGACGACGCGAUUACUUUGCGACCAACGCUAACAAAAACUGAGGAAAACAUGGAGGAGUGUGAUGUGAAGGGAGAAGACGACGCGAUUACUUUGCGACCAACGCUAACAAAAACUGAGGACAACACUGAGGAGUGUGAAGUGAAGGGAGAAGACGACGCGGUUAAUUUGCGACCAACGCUAACAAAAACCGAAGACAACACGGAGAAGUGUGAUAAGAAGGUAGGACAAGACGACGCGAUUAUUUGGCGCCCAACAGUAAUAAAAACUGAGGAAAACACGGAGACGUGUGAUAAGAAGGUAGGACAAGACGACGCGAUUAUUUUGCGCCCAACACUAAUAAAAAGUGAAGACAACACGGAGGAAGGUGAUGUGAAGGGAGAAGACGACGCGAUUAUUUUUCGCCCAACGCUAACAAAAACUGCGGACAAAACGGAGAUGUGUGAUAAGAAGGUAGGACAAGAUGACGCGAUUAUUUGGCGCCCAACAGUAAUAAAAACUGAGGAAAACACGGAGGAGGGUGAUGUGAAGGGAGUAGACGACGCGAUUACUUCGCUGCCAACUCUAUCAAAAACUAAAGACAACACGGAGGAGUGUAGUAAAAAUGGGGAACAAGUUGAUGUGAAUAUUUUGCGACCAAAGCUAAGAAGAAAGAAAACACAUGAAAAAUCUAAGGACAGCACAGAUUGUGGUAAAAAUGGAAAACAAGUUGAUGCAGUUAAUUUGCGACCAAAGCUAAGAAGAAAGAAAGACAUGAAAUAGCUAAGGACAACACGAAGAAGUGUGGUAAAAAUGGGGGACAGGAUGAUGCGGUUAUUUUGCGACCAAAUCUAAGAAGAAAGAAAAGGGUUGAAAUGGCUAAGGACAACACGGAGGACUGUAGUAAAAAGGGGGAUCAAGAUGAGGCUAUUUAUCCGCAGCCAACGCUAAAAAGAAAGAAAAGCGAUGAAAUAGUUAAGGACAACACAGGGGAGCGUGUAAACAGUAACACGCUGGAACAAGAUGAAAAUGAUGAGGCGACAGAUUUUGAGGAAUCGUCUGAUGAAAGUGUCAUGUCCAGUGUGGAUUCCAUAGAAGAGCAGAUGUUCCUCGAUGGUCUGGAUCCCCUCUUGGAUCGGUUCUCGGAUGCCUCUGAUCAGGACUGGUAUCCAUAUUGCAAUCCACAAAAAAAGAAGAGGAGUUCCAGAAUGUAUUCUGUCAAAUGUGGCGGAAAGAAAGGUGGGAAAAGCAGCACGAAUCAAGCCCUACCUUUGUCCUCAGAACAGAAG
This is a messenger RNA of Carassius auratus (goldfish), 1849 nucleotides long. RefSeq lists its product as uncharacterized. The transcript is spliced from 2 exons. The coding region runs from base 6 to 1343 and encodes 445 amino acids. NCBI's taxonomy places the organism in Eukaryota, Metazoa, Chordata, Actinopteri, Cypriniformes, Cyprinidae. The record is from RefSeq and is a predicted model, not a curated record.